Messenger RNA from Seriola dumerili (greater amberjack), 2645 nucleotides. RefSeq names its product polypeptide N-acetylgalactosaminyltransferase 1 (gene galnt1). NCBI's taxonomy places the organism in Eukaryota, Metazoa, Chordata, Actinopteri, Carangiformes, Carangidae. Gene Ontology annotation, cellular component: Golgi apparatus. The record is from RefSeq and is a predicted model, not a curated record. The transcript is spliced from 14 exons. Bases 503 to 2176 code for a protein of 557 amino acids.
CAGAGGCAGCACGUCCGUCGGUAAAGAGGGAGCUCAAACGGCAUAGCGUUGCUGCCGACUGAACCGACAGUCAUAUUCACGGUCUUUCCAAAUGGAUGACUCCUCUCACACAGCCUUUUGACACCGGACAAUGCUCUUGUAGCCGCGUUCAACGUGAGAAAAACCUCAUUCCCGUCUCGGUUUUUAAGGUAACUGGUUUGUUUCGACGACACGGAGAGGACCACACUCCCCCCACCACCACCACCACCAUCACCGUUAGCUCGCUAAGCUAGCUAGCCUGCUAACUUAGCUGUGACACUUUGAACCGUUCGGCGUCAGUUUUCUGCCUCGCAGCUAGCCUGCGGUCUCUUGCGCCACAGCGGCGGAUUGAGGUGACCUGUCUCUCUAGGAGCAUGUGUGAGUGACGAGCGAAGGAGGAAGUGGGAUCUCUGACGCUCCGCCCCCUCUGCUGGUGGAGCACCUUGCACAUCUGAGCAGAGACCCCUUUUGUCACUUGGACAGGAUGCGGAGGUUUGCCUACUGUAAGGUGGUUUUAGCCACCUCUCUGGUGUGGGUGAUGCUGGACAUGUUCAUUCUGCUCUACUUCAGCGAGUGCAACAAGUGUGACGACAAGAAGGAGAGAGGACUUCCUGGGAGAGACGACGCCCUCACCAGGCCGCGGGACGGGCCCGGUGAAGGGGGAAAGCCUGUGGUGAUACCUAAGGAGAACCAGGAGAAGAUGAAGGAGAUGUUUAAGAUCAACCAGUUCAACCUCAUGGCCUCUGAGAUGAUUGCUCUCAAUCGUUCACUGCCUGAUGUCCGCCUGGAAGGGUGCAAGAACAAGUUAUACCCUGAUAAUCUCCCUCGUACCAGCGUGGUGAUUGUAUUUCACAAUGAGGCGUGGAGCACACUGCUGCGAACCGUCCACUCCGUCAUUGACCGCUCUCCACACACACUGCUAGAGGAAAUUGUCCUGGUGGACGAUGCCAGUGAGAGAGAUUUCCUAAAGCGGCCAUUGGAGCAGUACGUCAGACGGCUUGAAGUCCCCGUCAGAGUUGUGAGGAUGGAGCAGCGGUCCGGACUUAUCCGUGCUCGUCUCAAAGGAGCAUCCAUCUCCACUGGCCAGGUUAUAACCUUUCUGGAUGCUCAUUGUGAAUGCACAACGGGGUGGCUGGAGCCUCUGCUCGCUCGCAUCAAGCAAGACAAGAAAACUGUGGUGUGCCCCAUUAUCGACGUGAUUAGCGAUGACACGUUCGAGUACAUGGCAGGAUCCGACAUGACUUACGGAGGCUUCAACUGGAAGCUCAAUUUCCGCUGGUACCCUGUACCCCAGAGAGAGAUGGACCGCCGCAAAGGAGAUCGCACACUGCCUGUCAGGACUCCCACCAUGGCAGGCGGCUUGUUCUCCAUAGACAGAGAUUAUUUCCAGGAGAUCGGCACAUAUGACGCAGGCAUGGACAUCUGGGGUGGAGAGAACCUGGAAAUCUCUUUCAGGAUCUGGCAGUGCGGUGGGACUCUAGAAAUUGUCACAUGCUCUCAUGUGGGUCACGUGUUCAGAAAGGCAACGCCUUACACGUUCCCCGGAGGAACGGGACAGAUCAUCAACAAAAACAACCGACGCCUGGCAGAAGUGUGGAUGGAUGAAUUCAAAAACUUCUUCUAUAUCAUCUCUCCUGGUGUGACCAAAGUUGACUACGGUGACAUCACGUCUCGCACUGCUCUGAGACAAAAGCUUCAAUGUAAACCCUUCAGUUGGUACUUGGAGAACGUCUACCCUGACUCCCAGAUCCCCAGGCACUAUUACUCCCUGGGAGAGAUACGCAAUGUGGAGACCAACCAGUGCCUGGACAACAUGGCCCGCAAGGAGAAUGAGAAGGUCGGCAUUUUCAACUGCCACGGCAUGGGAGGCAACCAGGUUUUCUCCUACACGGCCAAUAAGGAGAUCAGGACAGACGACUUGUGUCUAGAUGUGUCCAAGCUAAACGGACCCGUCAUGAUGCUCAAGUGCCACCACCUCAAAGGCAACCAGCUCUGGGAGUACGACCCUGUGAAGCUGACUCUGGUCCACGUCAACAGUAACCAGUGUCUGGACAAGGCCAGCGAGGAGGACAGCCAGGUGCCCAGCGUCAGGGACUGCACACACACACGCUCUCAACAGUGGCUGCUCCGCAACGUCACACUACCAGAGGUCUUCUGACCACACUCCGCACACUCACAAACACACACACUCACACACACAGCGGCCCAGAGUAAGCAAUGAGGGGAAUGGACGUGUUUAUGACGAUUGGGCACCGGGAAAGGAAAGACUUCCCAUGAAGGGACUCGGGAAGAGAGUAGGACGGAUUGGACGGUACUACCUCUGCCAGAGAUCAGAGGAAGGAGUGUGUUCGACCCUCCUCAGAGCGGGAAGAGAGAAAAGACUCCCUCUGGGGGAAUAUGGCUGUUGUUUAAUGUUUGUUUUGUUUUUUUAAAAAGAGAUUUUAACCACGCCGAGUGACUCGCUCUUGGGCGUGAAUAUGAGACUGGCUGGUGGAGUCGAGGUUCUGCACUCACAGCUUCCCUGGACUAAGCAGUCCACCCCUCAGCUCAUCACUUAAGGUUUACUGACUGCCUCUUAUGAGAGAGUGUGUGCACUUAUGUGUGUGUGUGUGUGUGUGUGUAUGUGU